GAAGAGGCCUCCGCUUCUUCUUUUCUUCACAAUUGAAAUUGUUUCGUUUCUCAACAUUCAAAGAAAUUCCCUUCAAUUCUCUCGAAGCCUCUUUUUCAGCCUGUCAAGAUGCAAAUCUUCGUGAAAACCCUUACCGGCAAGACCAUCACCCUUGAGGUGGAGUCAUCUGACACCAUCGACAAUGUCAAGGCUAAGAUCCAGGACAAGGAGGGCAUCCCUCCAGACCAGCAGCGUCUCAUCUUCGCUGGAAAGCAGCUCGAGGACGGCCGUACCCUCGCUGACUACAACAUCCAGAAGGAGUCAACCCUCCACCUGGUGCUCCGUCUGCGUGGUGGCAUGCAGAUCUUCGUCAAGACCCUCACCGGCAAGACCAUCACCCUUGAGGUCGAAAGCUCCGACACCAUUGACAACGUCAAGGCCAAAAUUCAAGAUAAGGAAGGUAUCCCCCCAGACCAGCAGAGGCUGAUCUUCGCCGGCAAGCAGCUGGAGGAUGGCCGUACCCUCGCAGAUUACAACAUCCAGAAGGAGUCAACCCUCCACCUGGUGCUCCGUCUGCGUGGUGGCAUGCAGAUCUUCGUCAAGACCCUCACCGGCAAGACCAUCACCCUUGAGGUCGAAAGCUCCGACACCAUUGACAACGUCAAGGCCAAAAUUCAAGAUAAGGAAGGUAUCCCCCCAGACCAGCAGAGGCUGAUCUUCGCCGGCAAGCAGCUGGAGGAUGGCCGUACCCUCGCAGAUUACAACAUCCAGAAGGAGUCAACCCUCCACUUGGUGCUCCGUCUGCGUGGUGGUAUGCAGAUCUUCGUCAAGACCCUCACCGGCAAGACUAUCACCCUGGAGGUCGAGAGCUCCGACACCAUUGACAACGUCAAGGCUAAGAUUCAAGAUAAGGAGGGCAUCCCACCAGACCAGCAGAGGCUGAUCUUCGCCGGAAAGCAGCUCGAGGAUGGCCGUACCCUUGCUGACUACAACAUCCAGAAGGAGUCCACUCUCCAUUUGGUGCUUCGUCUCCGUGGUGGUAUGCAGAUUUUUGUCAAGACCCUGACGGGAAAGACCAUCACUCUGGAGGUCGAGAGCUCGGACACCAUUGACAAUGUCAAGGCGAAGAUCCAGGACAAGGAGGGUAUCCCACCAGACCAGCAAAGGUUGAUCUUUGCAGGGAAGCAGCUCGAGGAUGGCCGUACCCUUGCUGACUACAACAUCCAGAAGGAGUCCACGCUCCAUUUGGUGCUUCGUCUCCGUGGUGGUAUGCAGAUCUUCGUGAAGACCCUGACCGGAAAGACUAUCACUUUGGAGGUCGAGAGCUCGGACACCAUUGACAAUGUCAAGGCGAAGAUCCAGGACAAGGAGGGUAUCCCACCAGACCAGCAAAGGUUGAUCUUUGCAGGGAAGCAGCUCGAGGAUGGCCGUACCCUUGCUGACUACAACAUCCAGAAGGAGUCCACGCUCCAUUUGGUGCUUCGUCUCCGUGGUGGUAUGCAGAUCUUCGUGAAGACCCUGACCGGAAAGACUAUCACUUUGGAGGUCGAGAGCUCGGACACCAUUGACAAUGUCAAGGCGAAGAUCCAGGACAAGGAGGGUAUCCCACCAGACCAGCAAAGGUUGAUCUUUGCAGGGAAGCAGCUCGAGGAUGGCCGUACCCUUGCUGACUACAACAUCCAGAAGGAGUCCACGCUCCAUUUGGUGCUUCGUCUCCGUGGUGGUAUGCAGAUCUUCGUGAAGACCCUGACCGGAAAGACUAUCACUUUGGAGGUCGAGAGCUCGGACACCAUUGACAAUGUCAAGGCGAAGAUCCAGGACAAGGAGGGUAUCCCACCAGACCAGCAAAGGUUGAUCUUUGCAGGGAAGCAGCUCGAGGAUGGCCGUACCCUUGCUGACUACAACAUCCAGAAGGAGUCCACGCUCCAUUUGGUGCUUCGUCUCCGUGGUGGUAUGCAGAUCUUCGUGAAGACCCUGACCGGAAAGACUAUCACUUUGGAGGUCGAGAGCUCGGACACCAUUGACAAUGUCAAGGCGAAGAUCCAGGACAAGGAGGGUAUCCCACCAGACCAGCAAAGGUUGAUCUUUGCAGGGAAGCAGCUCGAGGAUGGCCGUACCCUUGCUGACUACAACAUCCAGAAGGAGUCCACGCUCCAUUUGGUGCUUCGUCUCCGUGGUGGUAUGCAGAUCUUCGUGAAGACCCUGACCGGAAAGACUAUCACUUUGGAGGUCGAGAGCUCGGACACCAUUGACAAUGUCAAGGCGAAGAUCCAGGACAAGGAGGGUAUCCCACCAGACCAGCAAAGGUUGAUCUUUGCAGGGAAGCAGCUCGAGGAUGGCCGUACCCUUGCUGACUACAACAUCCAGAAGGAGUCCACGCUCCAUUUGGUGCUUCGUCUCCGUGGUGGUAUGCAGAUCUUCGUGAAGACCCUGACCGGAAAGACUAUCACUUUGGAGGUCGAGAGCUCGGACACCAUUGACAAUGUCAAGGCGAAGAUCCAGGACAAGGAGGGUAUCCCACCAGACCAGCAAAGGUUGAUCUUUGCAGGGAAGCAGCUCGAGGAUGGCCGUACCCUUGCUGACUACAACAUCCAGAAGGAGUCCACGCUCCAUUUGGUGCUUCGUCUCCGUGGUGGUAUGCAGAUCUUCGUGAAGACCCUGACCGGAAAGACUAUCACUUUGGAGGUCGAGAGCUCGGACACCAUUGACAAUGUCAAGGCGAAGAUCCAGGACAAGGAGGGUAUCCCACCAGACCAGCAAAGGUUGAUCUUUGCAGGGAAGCAGCUCGAGGAUGGCCGUACCCUUGCUGACUACAACAUCCAGAAGGAGUCCACGCUCCAUUUGGUGCUUCGUCUCCGUGGUGGUAUGCAGAUCUUCGUGAAGACCCUGACCGGAAAGACUAUCACUUUGGAGGUCGAGAGCUCGGACACCAUUGACAAUGUGAAGGCGAAGAUCCAGGACAAGGAGGGGAUCCCACCAGACCAGCAGAGGUUGAUCUUUGCAGGGAAGCAGCUGGAGGACGGCCGUACUUUGGCUGACUACAAUAUUCAGAAGGAGUCUACCCUUCACCUUGUGCUGCGUCUGAGGGGUGGUAUGCAGAUCUUUGUGAAGACCUUGACUGGGAAGACCAUCACUUUGGAGGUGGAGAGCUCGGACACAAUCGACAAUGUUAAGGCCAAGAUCCAGGAUAAGGAAGGUAUUCCCCCAGACCAGCAGAGGUUGAUCUUUGCUGGUAAGCAGUUGGAGGAUGGAAGGACUCUGGCCGACUAUAACAUCCAGAAGGAGUCUACCCUUCACCUUGUCCUCCGUCUCCGUGGUGGUUUCUAGGAAGUGGAAGUCUCUGGUGUCACCCUGCUUUUUAUGAAUGUUUCUGUGGUUCCCUUUAAACAAUGUUUUUAAGUUUCAAGUUUCAUGGUACUGUUUCUGCCUCUUGGGGAGGCAUUUAUCUAGUUUGGUUUCCUGGUACUUAUUGUUUAAUAAAUAAAUUUGUUCUUGCGUAAUAAUUUGAUCUCUGUGGUUGUUGUUUGUCCGAGUUAAA
Messenger RNA from Prunus mume (Japanese apricot), 3517 nucleotides. The record is from RefSeq and is a predicted model, not a curated record. NCBI's taxonomy places the organism in Eukaryota, Viridiplantae, Streptophyta, Magnoliopsida, Rosales, Rosaceae.